This is a messenger RNA of Dioscorea cayenensis subsp. rotundata (Guinea yam), 1239 nucleotides long. Its product is annotated as GDSL esterase/lipase At5g55050-like. The record is from RefSeq and is a predicted model, not a curated record. The transcript is spliced from 5 exons. Lineage: Eukaryota; Viridiplantae; Streptophyta; Magnoliopsida; Dioscoreales; Dioscoreaceae. Bases 86 to 1165 code for a protein of 359 amino acids. Gene Ontology annotation, molecular function: hydrolase activity, acting on ester bonds.
CCAAGGAAGAAGACCAGCUUAAGUACAUGAAACAAGCUUCACAUUAAGUCAUUAAUGGAUUCUUCAACCCCUUUCUUAUGUAGUUAUGUUGCUUGUUUCAUUCUGCUUUAUGGUCUUCUUUUCUUGUAACCAUGUCCAGGGAUCAUCUCCUGCAAUGUUUGUAUUUGGAGAUUGCUCAUCAGAUGUUGGAAACAAUAACUAUCUUCAUACCACUGAUAAGUGUGAUUUCCCUCCUUAUGGCAUUGACUAUCCCGGCGGUGUGGCCAACGGCCGAUGCAACAACGGCAAGAAUGUCGCCGACUUUCUUGCUGAUAAACUUGGAAUAGCAUCACCAGAACCUUACCUUAGCCUGAUGGAAACCAGAAAAACUCACAAAUUUCUCCAAGGAGUUAACUUUGCCUCUAGUGGUGCUGGAAUUCUCAGCUCUACUUAUGAAGGUCUUUGCAUAUCAAUGGAUACUCAGAUAGACUACUAUUCUUCAGUGUUUGAAGCUCUGGUGGAGAAGAUGGACAUUUCUCAGACUCAAUGGCUCAUCUCAAGAUCUAUAUUUAUGAUCAACAUUGGAAGCGUUGACAUUCUGGUUUAUAAUGGAACUAGUUCAUCAAACUAUGUCAGUUUAUUGAUAUCUACAUUGGAAGGUCAACUGAAAAGAAUAUACGAUCUCGGUGCGAGAAAGUUUGUGUUCAUGGGGAUUGAACCAGUUGGUUGCUGGCCAGCUUUAAGAGCUAUGAACAAGAGCAAUGGAGACUGCAACAUAGAAGCAAAUCAACUCUCAUUUUUGUUCAAUGAGCAAGCUGCUGUUUUACUGCAGAAAAUGCAGUCAGAGUUUGCAGAUAUGAACUAUUCCUUCUUUGAUUCCUACAGAGAACUCAACAACUACAUCAAUUAUCCCAAGACUUAUGGGUUUAAGGAGGCCAAGGCUGCAUGCUGUGGAAUGGGAUUCUUGAAAGCUGAAAUUCCUUGCAAUCCCUUGUCUUCAUAUUGUUCCAAUAGAACAGAGUAUGUAUUCUGGGAUAAUUGGCGUCAAACAGAGGCCACUGCCAAGUUACUUGUGAGCACUGCCUUUGAUGGAUCACCACCAAAUGUGUUUCCUGUUAAUGUGAAACAAUUGAGUGGCUUUUGUAGUGAGAUUAAUGCUCAUGUUGUCCCAUUUGUAGCUCAGUGAUAUGAUGAACUUCUUAUCAAAUAACAACAUUGGAAAAUGUUCAGAAAGUUAUAGAUGGUGCCCUUGUGUUUGAU